Messenger RNA from Bradysia coprophila, 2850 nucleotides. RefSeq names its product putative helicase mov-10-B.1. Gene Ontology annotation, biological process: regulatory ncRNA-mediated post-transcriptional gene silencing. Lineage: Eukaryota; Metazoa; Arthropoda; Insecta; Diptera; Sciaridae. Gene Ontology annotation, molecular function: RNA binding; 5'-3' RNA helicase activity. The record is from RefSeq and is a predicted model, not a curated record. Gene Ontology annotation, cellular component: cytosol; P granule.
CGUCAACAAGAUCCAUGCCACAACCAUAACCAUCGCGACAAAGAAAGGUGUCUUGUACUUUGGUUGUAGUUUAAAUACAACAAUGACUACACUUGAAACACCUCUUCGGCAUUGACUUGCAAAAGAGACUCGCAAAUUAGAAAAUAGAAAGUUGACACGAAAUUUGAGUUUGUCGAAGAGAAAAGUAUUAUUUUCAUGAAUGUCCGGCGUCAGUUCCGUAGAACCAGCACAAUUUCACAAUAAUCUUGGGCUGUGAUUUACGCUCUGAGUUUCGAAAUUUAAACCAGAUUACGAAAAUGGGAAAUAUAUUGUACAAAGCUGUCAGCGCGAGCGUAAGCUGGCUUUUUACGAAAAGUGAGAUUGAAUGUCGAAUCGAUCCAAAAACGAACGUUGUACAAUCAUCGAUCGGUUACCCAGGUUACCCAUCAACCAAUUCACGAUCACGAACCGGUCACUAUCGAUCGUCAAAAGACAAAUGUGUUACUCCAGUCAAAUGUGUCCGUCCUGUGGAACGUGUUGUUAAACAAACUCCCGAAUCUUACACUGAAUCGAAGGACAAAUACACUGCAUACCUUGAAUCAAAGGACAAAUACGCCGCAUACAUCGAAUCGAAGGACAAAUGCGCUGCAUACCGCGAUGUUACUCCAGUCGAAUGUAUCCGUACUGUGAAGCGUAGUGUUAAACAAACGCCUGAAUCUUACCUUGACAUGAUGCCAAUGAUGACCCAUCCAAUGCCUAACCGAAUUUUAGAGAUCGAACGCAAUGACAACAUCUCAUCGCAAUCCAUCGAAUGGAUAAAGUCGUGGCUCUUAAAAAAGACACAAUUCAGAGGUUCCGAAAGCAUUUACAUCGAGGCAUUCAGAAUGAUGAUAUUCUUCGAAGCGGCAGUUGAAGCAAUCGAAAUAGAAGCGCAUAAUUUUCCGGCCGUCCAACUACUUACUCUCGAUCACAACGAAUUCUAUUUCAAUAUUUCGACCGAUUUCGAUAAACUGACCGCUGCAAUCGACGAGAAUCAGUUGAGCCGUUUCACAUUGAAGUCAAGAAAAGCGCACGUUCCGUUGCAAGGAAGAAUAACGAGACGAGCGGAGAACAAGAUUUUCGUGAGAAUAUUCGCGCCACAGGAUUGGCGCUGUGGUGUGAAAUAUGACAUCCAUUUCGAGGUCAAUCAAUUAAAUUACCAGAUCCAGCACAGUGCGUUGGAUUUCAUCGAAAUGCACCGACUGUUUCCCAUUUUGAUCAACAAUCCGUUGUAUCAUCGUCAGAGUUCGGAUGCGUCAGUUAACCAGGGUACUGAUCGAUUCACACGAACUGACUUGAAUCCUGAGCAGAGACAAGCAAUCGAAUUCAUCAUUGGCGGAAGUUACAAUCCACUUCCUUAUUUGCUGUACGGACCGCCCGGGACCGGCAAAACAAAGACCAUUGUGGCUGCAAUCGAGACCAUCGUCCGGACGACGUCAAAGAAUAUUUUAGUUUGUUCCCAGUCGAAUGCGGCUUGCAAUGAAAUUACGGAACGUUUAACCGAAGUGUUGUCCGACACCGAAAUGCUACGCAUGUUUUCGGUGAACCAUGAUAAGAACGACAUCAGCUCCACGAUUGAGCCAUUUUGCAAUUUGUUCAACGGCAAGCUCAACUAUCCGGAACUGAGUUACCUGUACAAAUAUCGCGUACUAAUUUGUACCCUCUCCGUGUCGGGAUGUUUGGUCAGAGCUUACAAGUCGGAUCCGAAACACUUCAGCUACGUUUUCAUCGAUGAAUGUGCAAGCGCAUGCGAAACAAUGACUCUGGUCCCUAUUGCCGGCUUGUGCACAACCUUGAGUAAGGUUCAUGCGAAUAUUGUCCUGAUUGGAGACCCUAAGCAGCUGGACGCGGUUACCAGAUCGGAUUGGUCGACUCAGUUGGGAUUUAAAACGUCUUGGUUUGAGCGAUUGUUCGACAUGGCUCUGUACCAGCGACAUCCGGACAGUGGUCAAUUUAAUGCGAAUUAUAUCACCCAACUGACGCGGAAUUAUCGGUCGCAUGCGGCAAUAUUGAGAAUUCCAAAUGAAAUAUUCUACGACAAUUCGUUGGAAGCUGUUACUGAGCCACGUUCCAUCAAUCUGGACGUGCACGGACGGUUAAUUAAGAAGAAUUUUCCGAUAGUUUUCCAAUCCGUUCACGGAUACUGUAACAAGCCCGAAGACAGUACAAGUUCGUUUAACUCGGCUGAAGUGAACCAUGUGAUGGAAUAUGUCGAUAAGCUGAUGCAAUCAGCAACGCACACGUUAAAUGAAUGCGAUAUCGGAAUUGUGUCGCCAUACCGGCUUCAGUGCAACAUAAUUCGUAAACGAUGCCAACGGAAUGGCUACCGUCACAUCCUUAUUGGAUCGGCCGAACAGUUUCAAGGUCAAGAGCGAAAAGUGAUGAUCAUAUCAACCGUCCGGAGUGGCAGCGGAAAAUUGGGAGAUUUUGUGAAGAAUCCGCAGAGAUUCAACGUGAUGAUUACAAGAGCGAAGAGCCUCUUGAUUGUUGUCGGAAAUCCGGAUUUACUUUCGCAAGAUGAAAAUUGGUCGAAAUUCAUUAAGUUCUGUCUGCGGAGCGGGUGUUUCAUUCAAGACAAACAUAACUAUUUUCAACUAAGAAACAAUAACAGUCAAUAGCUCGGAGAACCGUCAGAGAAUCAACGAUGACGUGGGCGAUUUGCGCAAUUUUUUCUUUGUAUUUUAAACGUUCUUCAAUGUUCAUCGACUGAACUAGAAAAAAUUAAUUUGUAUUUAAACGAUUGUUGAACAACCUUUUCGAAUAAUUGACUGUUCAUACCAUAUUGCAAAUAAAUGCAAGCCAUGAAUGCUGUACGAAGCAUUUCCAUUAAAA